Messenger RNA from Cuculus canorus (common cuckoo), 4981 nucleotides. RefSeq names its product SEC24 homolog D, COPII coat complex component (gene SEC24D). The record is from RefSeq and is a predicted model, not a curated record. Gene Ontology annotation, molecular function: SNARE binding; zinc ion binding. Gene Ontology annotation, biological process: endoplasmic reticulum to Golgi vesicle-mediated transport; intracellular protein transport; COPII-coated vesicle cargo loading. The transcript has 25 exons. Bases 342 to 3464 code for a protein of 1040 amino acids. NCBI's taxonomy places the organism in Eukaryota, Metazoa, Chordata, Aves, Cuculiformes, Cuculidae. Gene Ontology annotation, cellular component: COPII vesicle coat; endoplasmic reticulum exit site.
GAGCACCACACUGUUGCUGCUGCUGUGUACUGCACUAAGCAAAUGUAGUCAUUGAGAAGAAUGUGAGAGCUCCCUCGCAUCGAGGGCACAGCCCACUCUUUCGUCAGAUUUCUACGCUCAGCCCACCUUCAAAGUAAAGGAAAAGCUGCAACCCAUUCUUCUUAACAGAGCCUACAAGAAUCAAAAUUUAUCUUCUGUGAAGAAGCUUUUGAGCCUUGAAUGGAACAUGUAGGGAAAGAAAGUAGUUUUGGCUAAUAAGAGAGCAACCUGAGGAGAAAUCAGGACCUUGACCUUAAGAUUCCUAAAAAGGACCUGAUACUUGGAAUGAGAAUAUUGCUAUCAUGAGUCAACAAGGUUAUGUUGCAGCUCCUCCGUAUUCCCAAUCCCAGCCAGGAAUAGGAGGGUUUUCUGCAGGCUUUGGACCACCUAAUUCUUCACCUCAUUAUGGGCAUUAUGGGGACUCCUCAUUCUCAGCACCUCAGCCAGGUGUGUCGAAGUCAACCGUGCCCUUUGGAUCUUCGGCUCCUGUUGGGCCUCCACCACCUGGUACACAUCAGUUCAGCCAGACCAGCUUCCAAAAUGGGCCCAGUACAUCCAGGCAACAGCCACAUAGGUUUCAAGGCCCUCCACCUCCAAGCAAUACGGGACCUUCCUAUCCUCCCUACAGUCAUCAAUUGCAACCAGCCUACCCAAAUACUGCAUCAACUGCACCUGCAGCACAACUUGCUAACCAGCUGAACAGCAUGCAGAUAAAUAGCUACGUUUCUUGUUCAGGUCCUGGUACUACUCCAAGCCCUCGUAUGUCUUCUGGGCAUCCGGCAUCUUUUCAGGGUCCACAGUCACCACCACCAACCCAGCAGCAAAUGGCUUUACCACCUGGAUCACAGAUUCCUCCACCGGGGAAUAAUAUUAAUGGCCCUUGUGCUCAGCCAUCGUUACCUCCUAUGGCCAGACAAGAUGGCACCCCUGGACCUGUGCCCCCAAAUCCUAACUUGCAGCAGCUUUCAGGACAGCCUCCAGGGCCUGGGUAUCAUCCUCAGCAAGCAAACUAUGGUCCUCAGAUGGCAGGAUCUCAGCUGUCUUAUCCUGGUGCUUUUCCUGGGGGUCCAGCACAGCUGUCAGGUCCGCAGCAGAAGAAGCUUGAUCCUGACUCUAUUCCAAGCCCAAUUCAAGUUAUUGAAAACGAUAAGGCUUCUAGAGGAGGGCAGGUCUAUGCUACGAACACAAGAGGACAGGUUCCUCCUCUUGUUACCACAGACUGUGUAAUCCAAGACCAAGGCCAUGCCAGCCCUCGUUAUAUCCGAUGUACUACCUACUGCUUCCCAUCGUCUUCAGAUAUGGCCAAACAGGCUCGUGUUCCGCUGGCAGCUGUCAUCCAGCCUUUUGCUACUGUUCUGCCAAAUGAGACACCUCUUUAUGUUGUAAACCAUGGUGAGACUGGACCAAUCCGAUGCAACCGGUGCAAAGCCUACAUGUGUCCCUUCAUGCAGUUUAUUGAAGGUGGAAGAAGAUACCAAUGUGGAUUUUGCAGUUGUAUAAACGAUGUCCCUCCAUUCUUCUUUCAACACCUGGACCACAUUGGCCGACGGAUAGACCACUAUGAAAGGCCUGAGCUAUCUCUGGGAUCUUAUGAAUAUGUUGCUACUUUGGAUUAUUGCCGAAACAACAAGCCUCCAAAGCCACCAGCUUAUAUCUUCAUGAUAGAUGUAUCGUACAGAAACAUAAACAGUGGCCUCGUCAAACUGAUAUGUGAUGAGCUGAAGACUCUGCUAGAUAAGCUUCCAAGAGAAGAGCAAGAAGAAGCCUCAGCAAUUCGAGUUGGUUUCGUCACUUAUAACAAGGUCCUCCACUUCUUUAAUGUGAAAAGCAGCUUAGCUCAGCCUCAGAUGAUGGUGGUCUCAGAUGUUGGAGAAGUGUUUGUUCCUUUGCUGGAUGGCUUCCUUGUUAACUUUCAGGAAUCACGAUCCAUUAUUAACAACUUGUUGGACCAGAUUCCAGAGAUGUUUGCAGAGACUAACGAGAGUGAGACCAUCUUCGCUCCUGUUAUCCAAGCUGGCAUGGAGGCACUAAAGGCUGCAGAAUGUGCUGGAAAAUUGUUUAUCUUCCAUUCUUCAUUGCCUACUGCAGAAGCACCAGGGAAGCUGAGAAACAGGGAUGACAAAAAACUACUCAAUACAGAUAAGGAAAAGACGCUCUUCCAGCCCCAGGUAAAUUUCUACGAGGCCUUAGCCAGGGACUGUGUGGCUAAUGGCUGCUGCGUGGAUUUGUUCCUCUUCCCAAAUCAGUACGUGGAUGUGGCCUCCAUGGGUCUCGUCACCAUGUACACUGGAGGAACGUUGUACAAGUACAACAAUUUCCAGGUCGAUGCUGACAGCCCUCAGUUCCUAAGUGACCUCAGGAGAGACAUAGAAAAGAAGACCGGAUUUGAUGCAAUAAUGAGGGUUCGGACAAGUACAGGCUUCAGGGCUACGGACUUCUUUGGUGCCAUUUACAUGAACAACACCACAGAUGUGGAGAUGGCAGCGAUUGACUGUGACAAGGCAGUGACAGUGGAGUUCAAACAUGAUGACAAACUGAGUGAAGACAAUGGAGCCUUAAUUCAGUGCGCUGUCCUUUACACAUCAAUAAGCGGGCAAAGACGACUUCGGGUACACAAUAUAGGUUUGAAUUGUAGCUCCCAGUUGGCUGACAUCUACAAGAGCUGUGAGACUGAUGCACUGAUCAACUUCUUUGCUAAGUCAGCAUUUAAAGCCAUUCUAAGCCAACCACUGAAGGUGGUCAGAGAGAUCCUGGUGAAUCAGACGGCUCACAUGCUGGCCUGCUACAGGAAGAACUGUGCCAGUCCAUCAGCAGUAAGCCAGCUCAUCCUUCCGGACGCAAUGAAAGUGCUGCCAGUGUACAUGAACUGUCUGCUGAAGAGCUGCGUGCUAGUAGGGAGACCAGAAAUCCCAACCGAUGAGCGAGCUUUCCAUCGCCAGCUGGUCACGUCCAUGGGGGUCGCUGACACACAGGUGUUUUUCUACCCCCAGCUUCUGCCAAUUCACAGCCUGGAUCUGAAGAACGAUGCUGUCCCAGCUGCCGUCCGCUGCUCUGAGGAGCGUCUCUCUGAAGGAGGGGCCUUCCUUCUGGCCAACGGUCUGAGUCUGUUCCUGUGGCUCGGAGUCAGCACACCCCCAGAGCUCAUCCAAGGGCUUUUCAACGUGCCAUCCUUUGCACACAUCAGCACGGAGGCGAUGUCACUGCCUGACCUGGACAAUCCAUUUGCCAAGAAAUUUAAGUCAAUACUGAAGCAUAUUCAGAGCCAAAGGCCCUACACUAUGAAGCUGAUGAUAGUGAAACAACGGGAGCAGCCAGAGAUGCUUUUCCGCCAGUUCCUAGUAGAAGACAAGAGUAUUUACGGAGGAGCUUCUUACGUGGAUUUCUUAUGCUGUGUUCACAAGGAGAUCUGCCAGCUGCUCAGCUAAGGAAACUCCAGCGUAUGUCGUCAGUUCCUUUCUCCUUCUGCAAGAGGGAGCUCCCGGUGCCUGAAGGCCGGCCCGCAGCUCACUGGACCCGGGCGCUCUGCUGUGCUGUAGGGAACCUUUGCUGCACUCUUACUGUACAGUUUCAUUUCACACAGCCUCUCACCGAGUAUUUUGCUUACUUAUUAAGCUGUAGAAUAGGAAGAUCUGCACUCAGGUAUUAAUCCUCUAGGAGUCCUGAUUGCUCCUCUUAAGUGAACUGCCAGAUUUCAAACUGUCAAUGCCUAAGAGCAUAUGGUAUGCAUUUAUUUAAAUAUAAUUUAGAAAACUCUUUAAUUAUUCCUUUUGCUAGCCUGAAGUUGUACAGGAGACAGGAAAGAUGCUAAAAAUCUAUACAGAAGCAGAAAAAAGUACAAAACAUUGCUUUUCCUAAGUGAGAGCAUACAGCUGAAUCAGGUUCGCAGAAAUCAUAAGUAUUUCAAAGUCCUACAUGUAAAAAUGAUAUCUAAAAAAAUAAUCCUUUUUCCUGGAAGGGACAAGCAUUCAUUUCUACAGAAACAGAGCUCUGGAUAACCUUCUGCAUCCAGACCUAUCCCAGUAGAGAAAAACGCCUCCGUUUGUGACUGGGCUUGGGUAAGUGUAACCACAAUGGACCAUAGGGAGCUCUGUAAUCAAACCACCCUCUUGUUAAGUUUGGCAGGCAAUGCCACACUGUCAUGGUACAAUUCUCCAGUCUGAAGGGCAGCAGGUAGUUUAACAUACUGUUUAAUUGUUUUCAAAACUGAACAUGGUAGGUUUUACGUAGUACAUUUGCUAACUGGAACAUUGCCAAUAUAAUUCAGACAAACAUCUGUCCCUCAAAAUUUCAGUGACAGGUCAUAACCAAAGGUUAUUUGUGGUGCUAUAGAAAGAAAGCCUCGUUUAAUACUAGGUCUGUUACAGUGACCUCCUCUCAUGUGACUGAUUCAUUCAGCAGUCACCGCUUUGAAAAAUAAGCCUCUGCUUACAUCAACACUUAAGCUAGAAUGCAGAAAGGCAGGCGCUGGAGGAGCCGGUCAGGCUCUCUGCAGCUUUAGGACCAACGUCUCUGCACGUGAGGUUUCAACUUUUCCAAACUUGAAAAGCCAUUGUUACAACAUUCUGUGUUGCAAAAGCCCCUCGAAGGUAAGGAUAAGAGUUGGGCCUCAAAACAAAAGUGCCUUUAAACACGUUAAUGUUGCUAUUUAGUGCUAAUCAUUUUAAUAGCCAAGGUAAGCAGUCAAGAUGCAUAUUUUUUUUGGUUUGACAGCUUAUCAAAACAGUCACAUCCUUGCAUUGACUGAGAAAACUCUUAAAAUAAGUGGCUGUAUUACAAAAGGAUCCUCAGACUGGAUUCAGCUGCCAUGGCAAAAGCACUUUUUUGAUGAAGAUAUCAUCCUGUAAAGAGUAUUUGUUGCCAUUCCAAAUCAGUGUACUUUGUAAAAUGACACUAGCAACUCUAUGUGUAAAGAAAUAUGCAAUUAUUAAAUAUAAUAAUCAUA